AUGGGUGUGCGGCGUUUCUUGCCUGAGAACCACAUAUGGCGAAAGAGCAAGCUCUUUAAUGGUAAAAGUGAGGACAGGUCAAGGCCACGAGAGUUCACGGGAGAAGAGAUCUUGGAGCAAAUUAAUUCAGGGACAUACAAGCCGUUGGGCAAGCAUCCAAGCAUUAAUAAGAAAAGAAAAAGGGGCAAAGAUGAUGACACGAUUUGGGCCAAGAAAAGCAUUUUGUUUGAUCUCCCUUAUUGGAAAACACUCAAGUUGCGUCACAACUUGGAUGUCAUGCACAUAGAAAAGAACAUUGCAGAAAAUAUUGUUGGGACAUUACUGGGCGUAGAUGGGAAAUGCAAGGAUACAGAAAAAGCACGCAUGGAUUUGGCAGAUAUAGAUGGCUAUGCGGCAAACAUCUCUAGCUGUGUAAGUACUCAAGGUGGUAAAUUAUCGGGUCUGAAAAGUCAUGACUAUCAUAUUCUUUUGCAACGUCUUCUUCCAGUUGGAAUGCGUGGGUACCUCAACAAAGAACUUAAUACUGCAUUAUUUCAGUUAGGCAAUUUCUUUGAGCAAUUGUACUCCAAGGCAUUAAAAAAAGCUGAUUUGAAAAAAUUAGAGGACCAAAUUGUUCUUAUUCUUUGCAAGCUUGAGAAGAUUUUCUCUCCUGCCUUCUUUGAUGUCAUGGUUCAUCUAGCUAUUCACUUGCCUCGUGAGGCUAUUCUUGGAGGGCCAGUGCAAUAUCGAUGGAUGUAUCCAAUUGAAAGGUUACUCGGAGUUCUAAAAGGAUUUGUUGCCAACCGAGCUCACCCAGAAGGUUCUAUCGCUGAGGCUUAUAUUUCUAAAGAGAGUACAAUAUUUUGCUCAAUGUACCUCGAUGGAAUCGAAACAGUGUUUAACAGAGAAGAAAGGAAUGAUGACGGUGGUGAUCGUGGCACGGGGUUAGCAGUCUUCACUCAAAGUGCCCGACCAUUUAGGUUAAUCCGAAGGGGACCUGAUGUGCCGGUCAAUGAACUCGAGAUGGCUGAAUGGUUUGUCUUAUACAAUAGUUCAAAAGUGGAUCAAUAUCGGAACACAAGAACUACAUACAAGGUGAGAGUAAAGUUGACAUCACAAAUAGACAACGUAAAGAAUUUCCCAAGUGGUUCAAAGAUCGCGUAA
Phoenix dactylifera (date palm) is the source of this 1143-nucleotide messenger RNA. Lineage: Eukaryota; Viridiplantae; Streptophyta; Magnoliopsida; Arecales; Arecaceae. The record is from RefSeq and is a predicted model, not a curated record.